Molecule: messenger RNA, 867 nt
Organism: Echinostoma caproni
Lineage: Eukaryota; Metazoa; Platyhelminthes; Trematoda; Plagiorchiida; Echinostomatidae
Source: the annotation of a GenBank genome assembly
AUGGCUCUGGAACAGUCGGCUCAUCAACAGCCAUGUGCUAGUCCUCGCUUGAACGAUACUGAUAACACGGACAGCGCAUCAACCGAGUCUCUGGAAGUGAUUGAGGUUGUUGAAAAACCGUACAACUGGCCUGAUCUGUUAAUCAAUGAGCAUAACUAUUUUCAUGUUCCGGAGAUUGGAGCGAAGAUUCGAUAUCGGUCCGUUGUUUCCAGAUCCAUGAGGCGAGCGCAAAGGCAGCAACAUCAACGUUCCAUUACGCCAGCCUUGUCUGAUCGCAAAACCACUGGACAACCGUCAAAUUCCGAGUUGCUAUCACGUGAAAGCAGUCGGAAACGGGGUUGGCUCAGUCCCAAUGAACAAUCCGGGGAUGAUGGUGAACACAGAUUCAACACGCCAUACGAACCUGCGGCCUCUUGGCUUUUUCACAACAAACGACCACACCUUGACCCUGAAGGUAUUCCAACUGGCGUAUCCAAAUUGGAUAUAGGCGAAGAGGAUGAAUAUGAGGAACAAGAUGAGAUUACAUCGAGUGAUCGACAUUUAGGCCGUAGACCACUCUCUCCUGUUCAGCAGCCGACUCAACUAUCGCCAAAGCGCCGGAUCCGAGGCAAUCGCGAGUUAGCCAGCCUUUUCACUCCAGUUCUCAAAUCUGAGCUCCACCGUGCAAUAGAUUCACCGGUAGACCAAACGAACGACAGAUUAGUCGAUCCCACUCAUCGAAUCCCCUCCGCACGCUUCAAACAACGAACUUCAGCUGAAGAAGAUUAUGUGAGUUUGUUUUUUCCGAAAUCAGCUCAUUCUAUUUAUUUUUUUUCGGGGGUGGGGGGGGAGAGAUGUGGAGUGGGUAUUUUCUGGUCAUGCAUUUAG